AUGAAUUACUCCAGCAAAUAUGUACAGAUUCCUCUUAUGUUUUUCUUAAUAUUAUCCAUCACUCAAAUUCCAAAAACUUCUUAUGCCUGCCAAGAUGAUGAAAGAAUCGCUCUCUUGCAUUUCAAAACCUCUCUUACCGACAUUUCCGAUCGUUUGUCGUCCUGGAAAGUACACCGUCAUCAAAACUGCUGUGCUUGGCAUGGAAUUCAAUGUUCUACUGAAUCAUUUCAAGUCAUCUCAAUUGAUCUUCGAAAUAUAGACCGUGAAAUCUACCUUAAUGAUAUUUCUGAUUAUUCGCAGCCUUCACCAAAUACUUCGCUUAGUGGUACAAUCUCUUCUUCCUUGCUCAGUCUAACUCACCUUGUGUAUCUUGAUCUUAGUUUCAAUGAUCUUGACUAUACAAAUAUCCAAUACCGUCUUCCGGAACUCAAAUAUCUCACUCAUUUUGAUGUCUCGUAUUCGAAUUUUUCCGGCUGGGUAACGACACAAUUUUCUAACUUAUCAUCUUUACAAUACCUCGAUAUCUCUGGUUAUGUUCAACCAUCUGAUCCUAGAACUCCGGGUUAUAGAACUUCCAAUAUACCCUUAAUCUCGUCAUCCAUAAACUGGGUUAAAGAGUUAGUCCAUCUGAGGGUACUUCGAUUGAGUGGUGUUGAUAUAUCUGAGGCAACUGUCCAAAGUAAUUGGGCUAAACCAAUAUCAUUUCUUCAUAAUCUGGAAGAACUUCAUUUAUCUGCUUGUCAUAUAUCUAGUCCAAUCUUUCCAAUCAAUGAGUUCCUCAAUCUUUCUCAUCUAUCUUCUCUACAUAUGAAUUAUAAUGGAAACCUCCGAACUUCAAUCACAAAUCAGAUAGCUAAUCUUACUUCCCUUUCAGUUCUUGAAUUAUCAGGUUGCUAUAAUUUACAAGGUUCGAUUCCAUACCUUCCUCAGUUGAAAAGGCUUGACAUAAGAGGAAGCAAUAAUCUUUAUGUCAACCUCACGUCCAUGUUUGAACGUCAAUGGCUCAAACUACAAGUACUUUGGAUGUCAUCCACUUAUGUGAAUGGAUGGAUUCCAAGUUCGAUUUCAAAUGCCCCAUCAUUGGUUAGUUUUAUAGCAUCAAGGUGUUUAAUAAAAGGAUCUUUACCUACCUCUAUUACAAAUCUUUCAAGAUUGGAGUAUCUAGACCUCGAUUUCAACGACAUAACAGGUUAUGUUCCUCCUCUGGGUUCCAAUAUGAAAAAUUUAAAACAUCUAUCUUUGUCUAGAAACAAUUUGCAAGGACCUAUACCUGAUUCAAUCUGUGAUAUUAUAAAUCUUCAACAACUUAAUCUGUUUCUCAAUGAUCUAUCCGAACUCAUACCAAAUUGCAUCACCGGGCUCCAGAAUCUCCAAUAUUUAGAUGUUAGUGAUAACUCUAUUGAUGGUAUCAUUUCAUUACACUCCUUCAUCGACAAGCUGAACCUAAUGGAACUGAAUCUUAACUCAAACAAGAUAACCAUAGAAAUAGAUCAACACUCUCUUCCGUCUAAAUUUCAAUUGGAGAGAUUAGAGCUGCAAUCAUGCAAUAUUAAAGGAGAUAUCCCAGCUUUCUUUUGCAGUUUCACUAAUCUUACAAAAUUGGAUUUGUCACAGAGCAAUCUUAUGGGAGUUAUUCCAUCUUGUCUGUUCAAACACCAAACUCUUACAGACUUGGAUCUCUCCCAAAACAACCUCCAAGGAACCUUACCACACGAGUUUCAGUUUAAUCCUAAUAAAAACAUGUACUUAAAUUUAGCUGGAAACAAGCUUCACGGUUCAGUUCCUCUUCCAUCUCCAAAAAAUUGGUUUUUCGAUCUGUCAAACAAUCAGUUCAGUGGCGGAAUACAAUUCGAAGUGGGAAAACGUCUUUCGACUUCCCGCUAUGCUUCAUUAUCAAGUAAUCAACUAUCUGGUACAAUUCCUCUAUCCUUUUGCUUAAAAAUAAGCUUAGAAAUGCCUAUGAGUAUUGGAUCUCUAAAUCUCUCCAACAACACCCUAACUGGAAGUAUUCCCUCUAGUUUUGGAAACUGCAGUUCGCUCGUUUUUCUACAUCUUGGCAUGAACAAUCUCACUGGACGUGUUCCUAAUGUGCUUCAACAUAUACCUAUUGGAUAUCUUCUACUGAAUGAUAACUCCUUCGAAGGUAGUUUUCCAAACUUCAUUCGACAACUUCAGGUAUUGCAGGUUCUCAGCUUGGGAAACAACAAGUUUGACGGUAAUAUACCAAGUUUCAUCGGUUCAUUUGAAUAUCUAAGGAUCCUUUCUUUAAGGUCAAAUAGAUUUGAUGGAUCUAUCCCCAAAGAGAUCAACCAUUUGGGUCGACUCCAGAUUUUAGAUUUGUCGAUGAACAAUCUAUCUGGUCCAAUUCCUAGGAUGUUAGGGAACUUGACAAUGCUAAGGAGUAGACUUAACAGCACUAGUCCAGGUUGGAGUGGUGGUAUGUUUAUCCCAGAUCUUCAGAUGCGAAUAGCAAUCAAGGGGGUCCUGCAACCUCUUCAACGCCUAAAAGAAUUCAGUUCAGGAAUCGACCUAUCAAGCAACUAUCUCGGAGGAAAUAUCCCAGAGGAACUAGGCAAACUAGAAGGGCUUUCAAUGCUUAAUUUAUCAAAUAAUUUACUCAAUGGAAAAAUUCCUACAAGUGUUGGCAAUAUGCUCGGUUUAGAGUCAUUGGAUCUCAGCUUCAAUAAACUGUCUGGAGGUAUCCCUACGGAAUUGACAACUAUAAGCUAUCUUGGGUUUUUAAACCUAUCAUAUAAUAACUUGAGUGGUAGAAUCCCACAAGAUGAUCACUUCCAAAGCUUGGGUGUAGAUGGAUUUGCUUUCCUUGGCAAUCAAUUUCUGUGUGGUAUUCCUACCAAGAAGCAUUGUGAUGGUGAUCCCAUUGGUCCUACCAGUAGCAACACCGACAAGAAUACAAACCUGAAUGAUGAAGAUGAAGAUGGUGCAAGAGAGACGGUGUUCCUAUUUGGUUCUAUUAUUCUAGGUGUGGCCGUAGGGUUUUGGGGUCUAUUCUUGGUUUUACUUUGUAAAAAGGAGAAAUGGUGGUUUAGGUACUGGAGAGCUGUUGAUACUGUUGUGUCAAGAUUAACAGGUUGUAUACGGAAAAAUCAGUAA
This is a messenger RNA of Papaver somniferum (opium poppy), 3114 nucleotides long. Its product is annotated as receptor-like protein EIX2. The transcript has a single exon. Bases 1 to 3114 code for a protein of 1037 amino acids. Gene Ontology annotation, molecular function: protein binding. The record is from RefSeq and is a predicted model, not a curated record. NCBI's taxonomy places the organism in Eukaryota, Viridiplantae, Streptophyta, Magnoliopsida, Ranunculales, Papaveraceae.